AUGCCGGAGCCCCCGGUGAAUUGGCCCAGGUUCGGCCCCUUUGCUCAAAUUCCACCCCUUGCUUCUGUGAAGCCGGGCUCCCUGAACGCCUGGGCGAUGCCUCGCGGCUCUGGGGCGACGACCUUGGCGAAGAUCUUCCUCCGCAUUGUCGAUGCGCCGGCACGGGUGAAGAUCGAUGGGGAACAUGUGGAGCAAUAUGAGCAGGAGACCUUGAACUUUGCCAUUCAUGUUAUUGAUCAUGCGCCGCUUCCCUCCAGCGUUGCCAGAACCCCUGGACAAGGCCACACUCUUGCAGAAUAUGUUCAGCUUGAUUUGGAGGAUGUUGGCACACCAUUAGAUGCAUGCUUGCAUCAAGCAGGGAUUUGGGAUCAGGUUGCAAAUAUCCCACAUGGCAUUGAAUGUACAGAGUGGAGCUCUUACAUGACAAAGCCUGAAGCCUUUCGCGUCCAGUUGGCUCGCGCUAUCUUCCGCGCUUCGUUGGGAACCAUCCGGAUGCUAAUGGUGCUGGACCCGCUGCGACAUUGCAACGCUUCGGAAAUUGAUGAAACGAGGCGUUCGUGGAUUCAAGCCCUUCGCCCACUGAUGAAAGACACCCUGGUGCUGAUCAUAGACCAGACAUCAGAUCCGCGCAAAUGGGCUGACUAG
Molecule: messenger RNA, 645 nt
Organism: Durusdinium trenchii
Lineage: Eukaryota; Dinophyceae; Suessiales; Symbiodiniaceae
Source: the annotation of a GenBank genome assembly